UUGGUCAAGUCCGCACCUGGUUGCUGGCACUGUAGAGGGCUGUAAUGGAUGCAGAGCGGGGCUCAGUAGCCCCUCGGGAUAUAGAUACCCUUAAGAAGGAAGUUCAGCUGCGGGUAAAUCCUCUGGAGCUGAAGUUUCAGGAUGCAGUAUCUGGGAAAGUAUACCGCCUCCCUCUUACUGUACACAAUUUGGGCCGUUGGAACCAGAAGAUCAGAUUUCAAGAGCCAUCGAAGCCACAGUUCAAAUUGUUGUUGACCAGUCUGGAUAAGGAGCUUGCUUCUGGCCUUCAGAUGACAGCAAUGGUGGAAUAUCAUCCUAAUAAAAAUGAAGACACGUCUGAUCACAUCUUUAUUUCUGUAGGAAAUAAAGUCCUAGAUAUUCCUCUAUUUGGGCUGAUUCCAGUCUGUCAGCUGGAAAUUGUACCAGUAGUUGAUUUUGGCACAUUGGUUGCCAAUAGUAAAGUGCAUUGUAAAGAGAUUACUAUUAUUAACCGUGGCAAAGCUCCAGGGAAGUUUAAAGCAGAAUACCAGGGUCAGUUACCUAUUGUCAUUUCUCCAAGUAGUGGUAUAGUAAAGGCUAAAACAUCAAUGGUCAUCAAAGUGGAUUUCUGUGCAGACCAGGCCCAAAUUGUAAAUGAAAUGGCAAGAGUGAGUUUGCAAGGUCGUCCUGAAACAUUCUUGAACAUCAAAGUGCGUGUGGUUGAACAGAUCAUUGAAUUGUUUCACAUGAAUAGUGAAAGGAAAUUGGAAUGUAUACGAUUUGGUUCUGUGUUCUUCGGAACAUCAAAACUUGAGCAUGCUCUUUUGUAUAACAAUAGCCCUGAAUCCAUAAACUGGGUGGCAAUAAUGCAAGAUGAUUGUGUUGGAGAAGAGCUGGGAACAAAUAUUCAUCAAAGGACAGAUAUUGCCGUAAAUAAUAUCUCCUACUUAAACAAAAUAAAGAAAAUAGAUAUGACUGAUUUUAUGUCCUGCGUUCCCAAUGAAGGGACCUUACUCCCUUAUCAAAAGAUUGUCAUUACAUUUUGUUUCAGCCCAAAGCUGGUAGUUGAUACUAAAAAGGAUGUUGGACCUUCACAUAGGCAAGACUAUGCUCUCUUUGUGAGAUUUGAUUCUGUGGGAAGUAAAGAUGGAUUUUUGAGAGAUGAUAACGCUAAUACCAUGAAAAGUAAUCGACUUCAAAAAGUGGAAUUAGCUCUGACAGGCUCUGGACUUCCAGUCAUAUUACAGUUUGAUCCAGGAAAAUCACUUACUUUUGCACCUUGUCACAUGGGUGAACAUUCAGAUAUUCUUUGUAUUGUAAAAAAUCAGUCCAUAUCACUUCCUGUGAUGUACCAUUUUAAAAAAACUGCACACUUUAAAAUGGAUCCUGAAAGGGGCAAAAUUGAUGAAGGAUGUAUUCAGAAUGUGAUAUGUUCAUUUGUUCCACAUCAAAUUGGAGUAUUUAAAGUAAAGCAAGUGAUUGAGAUUAUUGGACCUGUGGCAGAUGAUAAUCUACGGUCUUUGUCAAUGAAACCUUUUCUUUACAUACAUUUAAACUUCAGCAGCACUUGCAAAGCUUUCACCAGGAAAGUUGGAGUGAAAAUUAAUCCUGGUAUAUCCCCCUUGGUCAGUAAUCCCACAAGACACUUUGUGGCUAAAGAUUCAGAGAAAAAGGACGAUCUUCCACCUGUAGCUGCAAUGCUCCAGUCAACAGCGACAAACCUUCAUGAUCAUUGCUUAAAAGAUGAGUCAACGAAGAAUGCACUGAUUGCUUUUCCUAACGACAGAGCUACAAGUAUCAGGUCUGGAGAUCACCAUGAACAUUUCAGAACAAUUUUCACAAAGAUGCCAAGGUAUGAUUAUACAGAUCCUGAUUAUGAAUAUACUGAUUUGGAAAAACUGGAAAGAAAAGCACAUCGAGAUUACUACACAAACUAUAUUAACAAUUUAAGAACUAUACGCCUACGUAAAGAAGCACAGAGGGAACGAAAGGUUCCAGUUAAUGAAGUAGAUAUUGGCAUGCUGCCAUUAUCUGGCCUAAAGUCACCAUUACUAUCUCAAUCAGAAAUAGAAGAGGAAAUACCUCCAUCCUUAAAAACUUCUCUCAAAGCUAACAGAUUGUUAAGCACCAAGAAAAUAGCAUCUAGAGAGUCAGAAUGUCUGCAGAGAAAGAUCACCAGAGGGCUUAAAUCGAAGCCAACCACUCACCAAGAAAAACAUGACUGCAGCAAAGUUUUGACACCAAAGCAAAUUCAUCAAGUAAUUGUUGGACCAUCUGUCCUUAAUUUUGGUAAUAUUUGUGUGAAAUCUACAAAUGCUCAGCUACUUCAUAUUGUUAAUAUGCUGCCCAUGUAUAUAUUGAUCCAGUUAGAUGUUGAUUUUGAAGAACUUCAGAAAACCAACCAAUUUUCAUAUGUGAUCCCACCUACAUCUAGUACAUAUAUUUCGAUGGUAUUUGAAUCUUCCACAAGUGGAAAAUUUUGGAAAUCAUUCACCUUUAAAAUUAAUAGCAUACCUGGUGGACACAUAUUAGUGAUGGCUACCAUCCUGCCUGUAAAACUUGAGCUGUCUUCUAAUGAGAUUGUACUGAGACCACAAUCCUUCUUGUUGAAAACAUGUUUUCGUGGUACAGUUAGGCUAUAUAAUCAUCUCAAUUGCCCUGCCCAAUUUGGAUGGAAACCAGUAACUACAUUGAGAGGAAUUGCAUUUACUAUUUGUCCAGCCCAAGGCACUGUUGAUCCAUAUUGUUCAUUGGAAUGUGAAGUCACAUGGCAGCCAGGUUUUAGUUCUCCGGACAAGGGAGAAUUUUUGCUACAAGUCUCUGGAGGAAAUACUUUGAUACUGAAGUGUAUUGCACAUGUUGGUCACACUAAAGUCACAUUUUUAGAGCCAAGAAUACUGUUCAGUAAUUGUUCUCAAGGUUUAACUACGUGGAGGAAAGCCAUUCUUCACAAUGUAGGGCAAAACCAUGCUUAUUUCAAGGUUUGUGAUCAAAGCCUUUUGUCUACCAUUAAUAUUGUUCCAUCAGAGGGAAUAAUCCCAUUUGGGGGAAUAACUGUUCUUAAUAUCUCCUGUACACCCUCUGUAGCAGAAAAGUUUGAUACAAGAGCAAAGGUUGCUAUUCACCAUGCAAAUGUCAUAGAUCUUAGGAUUGGUGGAUCUGUCGAAAUUCCUGAUGUUGAAAUCUCACCUAGCACAUUUAAUUUUAGCGGUACCUAUGUUGGCACUACAGAAAUUAUUCCAUUUAUGAUAAAAAACAGAGGUGUGACACGUGCCAGAGUGGAGUUCAACCUAAAAGAAUUUCCACUUUUUGCAAUGGAUUUUAAGGGAAAUGCAGGGGAGUGCAAAAAUGUGGAAGGUCCUUAUAUGUAUGCAAUAGAGGUAGAAGAAGGCACAUCUGCAGAAUGUGGCAUAACAUUUUCUCCGGUAGAAGUGGCAACAUAUAAAUUUAGCUUUCCGGUCCUUAUUAAUUCCUUUAAGGCUUCAGAUCUCUACUGUGAAUAUUUGUCACAGAAAAAGGUUUUGAUGCCAAGAGUCUCACCACUUAUUCCACCCUGCUUUGUUCAAGCUACUGUGUUGCGGGCACCAUUGGAAUUAUCCAGCACUGUGUUUCUCUUUAAAAUCCCAUUAUAUGAGCUUCAGCAUAAUAAGGAAGUCACAAGAAUUCAGGAUCUUGUCUUACAUAAUAUUUCAAAAAAAACGGUUCUCUGGUCAUUGGAUAUUGGCAGAAUUGACAAAUAUUUCAAAAGCGGCAUAUUCAAAUUUACUGCACUGAUUGGAAGCCUGAAACCAAAUGAAAAGUACACUAUUUCCAUACAUUUCUGUCCAAAACAGCCCAUAACAUACCUAGCUGAUGUUGCUAUACGUUUAAAUGAUAAUUUAUUUGACUAUAGAAUAUUACAUCUGAUUGGAGAGAUACAAUUACCAAAGAUAUCUUUUGAUCCAUCAUUUAUAUGUUUUACUCCUGUUCCUUUGGAUGUUACAACUGGGAUAGAUAUCAGAAUUUUGCCACAAAACUAUUUCAGUAAUUCAACUCUUCACUUCAAGAUUCCCACUGCAAAGCUUCUUGAUAAUGAUGAGAUUCACCCACUUACUGUGACAUUUCCAAAUGGCAGAGUCAUCAAAGGCUCUAAUACUGGACUAAAUGAUGAGAUAUUAUGUCAUCUUAGUUUCAGUUCAUCUAAACCUGUUUCAUUUUUUACCAAUCUUUUUUUUAGUGAUGAUAGAAAUAACUGGUUCUCACUUCCAGUUACUGCAACAUCAGAAAAUUGUAUUCUUACUAUUUAUCUAUAUUUGGCAGUUCAUUUAGACACUCAGAGAGUUGUUUUAAAGGAAGAAAAACAAGGAAAUAUUACAAAGCCUAGAGGCAGUUUUCUGGUUCCACGUAGAGAUUCCAAAUCAUUUGCUUCACCGAAAAUGAAAAGAGGAUCUCUUGUUCCCAAGUUUAAUGAUGCUGAAGUUAUAUGUGGGAACCUAUUUGUUGGGAUGGAAAUUUCACGUGAUUACUUUGACUCAGAUGAAAGUAUUGCAGAAAGAUUAUAUGCUAAACAACUGGAAAAUGAAGAGAAGUAUCAACAAUUCUUUGCACCCGAGGAAGGAUCGAAGGCUUUUGACUAUUUUCAGAAGGUUGUGAAUGCAGCUCAGACAUGGUUCAGUCUGUUUGGCUGGCCAGAAGGACCCCAUUCUCUUUCUAUUCCUGAGACAAUAAGAAGGGAUGUGCAGAAAAUACAAUUCUAUUCAACAUCCUCACCACCCAAGAAAUAUUCCAGACAGUAUGAUUUUUCCAAAUAUAAUAAGACAAUUUAUGAUGUGAUACUUCACUUGAGUGGAAAACUGCCACCUGGUAUUAACUCAAGCCAGUCCUUACCCGUGGAUAACGUUGAAAGGGUGAUGCAACUCCAUUUGCAGCAUGCCUCACUUCUAGACUUUAUCACUGCUCAAGGUGGAUGCAUUUCUCAUGUGCUGCCAGAAUUUUUGCUUGAACCAAAAGAUUAUAUGAAGUGGCUGGAAAUUACAACAUCCACUAAAAGCACGGCUCUCUCCACACUUAAGGGAAACUAUUCUGUUAAUAUAGAUAUGGAUAAUUUUGAAGCCUGGAGUAAGCGGGCAUGGACAGAUGUAUUUCUUCAGAUAUACAAGGUUACGAUUCUAUCUCGGGUGACCCCACAUUGCUCCAGUUCUAUGCCACUCUUGCAUGGGGAGGAUAAAUCAAAAAUCAGCCCUUGUUUUGCAUCCAGCAACAUAUAUUCAGAUUCUGAAAGGAUUCUACUUAGUUGGUUGAAUACAAACUAUGAAAGCCAACGAACUAGUAUAUGGAAAAAUAAUAAAAGUGAUGUGCCCCCUGGAAGAUGGAUAGUGAAUUUUGACUCAGACCUUCUUGAUGGCCUUGUGUUUGCUACACAGCUGGCAGCAUACUGCCCAUUUUUGAUUGAGACUUAUUUUAUAAAUAUGUACACACGACCAAAGCGCCCAGAACAAUAUUUGCACAAUUGUUUGAUUAUUAUAAAUAGUCUUCGUGAAAUUGGAUUUGAUUUAAACAUACAGGCCAUCGACAUCUGUGAUCCAAACCCAGUGCUGAUGCUAAUGCUCUGUGUUUACUUGUAUGAGAGGCUCCCUACAUACCUCCCCAAAAAAGUGGUACCAUUCUCUUGUACUCUAUAUGAUGUUGUGGUGGGACAGAUAUUAUUGAAAAACCCAAGCUUGAAGAAUUUAGUGUAUACUGCUACAAUUGUUGGAAGAGAUGCUAAUAACUUCUGUCUUGCACAGACAGGGAAUGUUGUAACAAUUGCUCCAAAAAAUCACAUUGUGCUUGUUGUGAAAUUUUUAAGUCGCUUUCUCCAUCCUGCUGAAGCUACACUAUUAUUAAUUUCAAGACCUAAGUGUGGAAUAGGAGGCAGUACAUUGGCCUUUGCUCUAAAGGGAGAAAUACGAAAUUUUAAAGCAAUUGAUGUCAUAAAAUGUAAAGCUCCAUGUUAUCAAUGGAAAGAAGUCACUGUGAAUGUGAAAAACCCCUUUCCAAGUGGUGGAGAUUUUCAACAUAUGAGGAGUAGCGACUAUGCUGCUGAUCAGAGUUCUUCCCAUGCUGAAAAUGGCUUAAGAACAUCAAUUAAGUCUAACUUCAUCAGAGAAUUCUUCUGUUCAUCAACAACACUUUCCCUGAGACCAAAAACAUCUUCAAGUCUGGAGGUCUACUAUCUUCCCUUUGACAUGCAUGUUCGCUAUUGUGCCAUCAUCCUGAGCAACAAAGAUAUUGGAGAUUUGAUAUACAUUAUAGAAGGAAGAGGUUUGAUACCCUUGCCUUCCAAUUUCCUUCCAUUGGAGCCUCCAAGUCCAAUUGACUACAGCACAUCUCUAGAAGAAGAUAAAGAGGAUCCAAUUCUUUAUUUGAAUUGUAAACCCAAUCAAAUCCUUGAUAUGGACCUUAAAAUACCACUGACUAAUGAAGCAAAGGAAAAGGCUUUGGCUUUUGCAGCACAGCAACAGAUGUCAACACUUGAAUAUGAACGAAGGGCUAUCUCUGGUACUCUGGAGAGCAGUACCAUUCGUGCGGCUGUUGCCCUCCUAGGACUUACCAAGAUUGAGUGCCUUUUGCUCUUUAAUAUGUCAAAAUUGAAGAAGCCUAAAUCCAUUUUAUAUACAACAGAACUGAGCCUUCCUGCACAUUUCAAUAUACCCAGGAAAAUUUACAUCCCUCAGAUUCCAGAACCUCCAGAUUUCCAUAUGCAAUCUCUUCAAAUUAAACCUCAAAUUGUAUCAGGAGAACGGCCAUUCCAGAAACCACUUCCAAGCAUCCAAGCAGCUUUAGAAGGAACAGUUUCAAUUCCUCUAAGAUUUGCUCCCCUUGGGUCUGGAAGAUAUCCUUGUAAACUUUUGUUGUUAUCAAGACAUGAUGUACGUGUGUAUUUACUUGAAGGUAUAGUAAAUGAAGAAGAACCAGAGGCUGAAUUGUUAUUUAAAACACCAGCAUUUCAACCGCUUACACAAAAUAUCCCAAUAAAAAAUGAAUCAAAGAAACAUUCGAAAUUUCAAGUUAAAAUAGAAGGAGAGUGGUUUCAUGGACCUCCAAUUUUACAUGUUGGCCCUGGUGAAACUAUCCAGUAUCCUUUGACAUUCAAACCGAUUUUGGAAUGUGAAAUUACGGGUAAACUUACUUUACAAAAUGAAGUAGAUGGAAUGGCACACAUCGUUGAAAUAGAUGGGAUUGGGACAAAACCCAUUGCCUUGGACCACAUCAUUAUAGACUGCAAAGUGGGAAAAGUGACAGAUAAGUCCAUAAUAGUGCCUAAUUAUACAAAAAGUCUCCUGACAUUUAUGGUAACUUCAGAUCUCUCAAUAGUGUGGGGAAAUUCCUUUAUCACCAUAGAACCUGACAACUCAAUUCCUUAUACUCUCCAUGUAUGUCCUUGGAAACGUGGCACAUUCAAAGGCGCAAUUACGUUUUUCGUUAAGACCAGAGAUGAGGAAGAGUCUCAGGAAGACACUGGUACAGAGAAAGACUUCUAUUCUCAGGAAACGCCAUCAGAUCAUUCUACCAUUAUUUUUGAGGAAUACUCAGAGGAAAAGGUUAAAGCUCUAAAACUCUGGUAUCAUCUUGAAAUCCGUAGUUCUCCUGGACCUCCUGUAGAUAUAAUUGAACUUCAUUGUAUUGCCCUGGAGACAACAUGCAUUGAAAUUCCUAUCUCUAAUUCAAAAAAUCAACCUGUUUAUUUAGAUGUGGAAUUAACAUGUUCUGCCCUUAAUGGACCAGUAGAAAUGACAUUGGCUCCAUUGGAAAGUGUGAACUAUAUUGUAUGGUAUUCUCCAGCAACCACAGGCUAUAAAGAAGAAAGCAUUAUUUUUCAACCUGAAAUGGGUGAAGAAUUCUGGUAUUUACUUAAAUUAACAACUGAACUUCCAAAACCAAAGGAAAUACCAGAAAUGCAGUGUGAUCUUGGAAACAACAUCAUUCAAACCCUUCCUUUAUAUAAUCCUACGCAUGAAACUUUAGAAUUGAGAAUAAGGAACAGUAAUCCUAUAAAUUUUGUCAUCGAGCUUAACAGAAAAUUACCAUUGGUCCUCCUACCCCACUCUACCACAGAGCUCUCUGUUUACUUUCAUCCAUCCAGACUUGGGAGACAUGGUCAUGAAACAUGCAUUAACUUCUAUUGUACUCAGUUUAAAGAAUGGAAAUUCUACCUGUUUGGAGUAGGACUAUACCCCAAGCCUAUAGAAACGAAAAGAGUAACCACUAUUCUUGGUCUUCAGGCAUCUGCCAUGAUACAUUUCAGAAAUCCUACCAAUGAAGAUGUUUCUGUUGAUCUCAUAUUAACAAAUAAAGAACAGCCCAAGGGUCUUGCAAUUGACCAAUGCUGGAAGACCUUCCUCCAUGAGAAUGCUGCCUUUCGGUUUAGCUCUCUGAGAAGAACACAUGGAAUUGUAGUGCCUCCUAAAGGAAAAUUAGAUAUCCCAGUGUUAUUUAUACCUUCUACUAUGGCAUUGUAUAAAACAAUGGUGAUUGUUAAAAUGAAGAGAACAAACAAAAAGAAUUGGCUAAUUGACAAUUUUGAUGAACUAAGUGCAGAGGCUAAGAGAUAUAUUGGAGUAGACUAUGGGGAAAUUCAAGCAAUACACUGGAUGUACCCUAUCAUUGGACUUCCCCAGGCACGACCACCUAAAAGUUCUCCAGUUAUCAUAAGAUGUCAGGCCAACAAACAAAGAGAAGAAAAAGUGGAAGUGUCAAUACUUGGUAGUUUUUUGACUACACAUCCAAAACCUGACAUGGCAGAAUUUUUAGUUUUUCCAAAAAGAAAUGUAUAUAAAAAUAUUUAUGAAGAUGUUGAUGUAAAUUCAAAAAGACAUGAAUUUGAAUAUGAAAUCGAGUUUGAAUCUGAAGAUGUGAAGUCUAGCCUGGACUCCUCUGUAACUUUAUAUUUAUUCAGAAAACAUUUUAACGUAAAAAGUGAAAUAAUUACAUUGAUUUUCAAUGUGAUAUUUACACCAAGGAAACCAUUCAGUGCUCAUGUCACAUUAAAUGUUGAGUGCAUAACAAAUGGAAUUUGGAAGUUUCCUAUAACAUUGAUUGCUACUGAGCCUGAAGUGGUGGAUAUCAUUAACAUCCGUGGAAUAGGUUUAUUCAAGACAUCUGAAACAGAAUUUCGACUGACAAGUCAGACAAGGUAUUAUGAGCCAUUUGUGGCCCGUUUUCUACCAGGCAGUGAUCAAGAGUUUUUUGUAAAACCUCAGUCUGGAGAACUCCCUCCAUUUUAUACAAAAGGAAUUGUCAUCAUUGUAGGAUUUAAACCCCAAAUGUACAGUAAGAAAUAUCAAGCAACACUUGCAAUACAGACAGAUGAAAUAUAUUGGUUGUAUGAAAUAAACGGGUUAGCUCCAUCACCGAAAUCACUGACACAUGUAACAGCCAAAAUUGAUGCUACUAGCAAGGUAUAUGACUGCAUGCCACCAAUUCGACGUAAUUUUAUUCGUGAAAAUGCUAAACUUCGAAGCACAGCAGUAUCUUCUACUGUUAAAGGUGCUCCUUUAUUCAAAAAGUAUAAAUAA
This is a messenger RNA of Mus caroli (Ryukyu mouse), 9515 nucleotides long. NCBI's taxonomy places the organism in Eukaryota, Metazoa, Chordata, Mammalia, Rodentia, Muridae. The record is from RefSeq and is a predicted model, not a curated record.